GUCAUGCUCUAGAAUAUCUCUCAUCAUACCUCUUGCAACAUGGGCUAACACUAUCACCUUCUAAAAGUAGGGUAGUUUUAUUCACCAACAAAAGACGUCUCCCUGUAAUCAAAGUCAAAAUUUACAAUAUUGAAGUUCCUUUUGUCGAUAAUGUUAAGUUCUUGGGUGUAUGGUUGGAUCAAAAAUUGACAGGUGUAAAGCACUUUAACUACAUCUCCCAAAAGUGUGAAAAAAAUAUUAAUAUCCUUCGCUCAUUAUCUGGCGUUUGGUGGGGGGCUCACCCCUUCACCCAAAGAUUGCUAUACAAUGCCAUAAUUCGUAGCCACAUGGAUUAUGGCACGUUACUUUUGGUUCCAGGCAAUAAGGCAGGUUUAGAUAAGUUAGACAAAUUACAGGCAAAAUGUUUGCGCAUUAUAUUAGGAGCUAUGAAAUCUAGUCCUAUUAAUGCUAUGCAGGUCGAGUGUGUAGAACCUCCCCUCUCGCUUCGUCGACAGUUCCUCGCUAAUAAACUGUUUUUUAAAUUUGCGGAAUUCCGGGAUCACCCUUUGCUGCAUAAAUUAGAUCAAUUAGUUGGCCUAUACAACAAUAACCAAAUUUCUCAAGAUAAGAGAUCAUGUCUUGCCCAUAGUUACCUAUUGUACUCUCAACUCCCUAACCCCUUUUUUCAACUUUCGAAAUUACCGCUAUUCUCAAUGCCUUUCAAUGCACUCACCUUCCAACCCUUAAUAAUUUUAGAUCUGGGCAUUAAUAAGUUCAUCAUAGAAGCUAACAAAACAUUUUCUCAUGUUAUGCAUUCAGAUUUCCAAAAUUGGCAUAAGAUUUUCACUGAUGCUUCUAAAAUACACAUGAGCCCAGUUGGUGUUGCAGUAUGGAUCCCCUCCACAAGAAUUGUAUUAAGUUAUAGCUGCCCAACUGUCACUUCGGUAUUCACAGGGGAAGCAAUUGCUAUACUUGAAGCUAUUUUAUUUAUUAAGUCCCAUGGCCUAAACAAUUCUAUUAUAUUAUCAGACUCCAAAAGCUGCCUUCAAUCCAUCCUCUCAAAUCCAUUUCGCUCAAAAAGUAGGUUUCCAAUUAUACUUAAGAUAAGAAAAAACUUGAAAGAGUGCUAUGAUCUCAACAUCAACAUAGUUCUAGCAUGGAUACCAGGCCAUGCAGGUAUAAUCGGCAAUGAAAAUGCUGAUGCUUGUGCCAGGUCAGCUGCUCAUACAGGUUCCCAACAACAUUCUCAAAUCUUCUCUCAUGACUUGUGCUCCACUUUGAAAAUAAAUAUGUUUGAGAGGUGGUCAAACAUCUGGCAGGUUUCCAAAACUGCUAAAGGCGUCUUUUAUGGUGAUAUACAACCUGUAAUCCCUUUAAAACCGUGGUUCUCGAAAUUUAGAUUCCCCAAUAAAUCAAUAAUAUCAACAGUUUGCCGGUUACGCUUAAACCACUCUUGCACUCCAGUAUUCCUAGCCAAAUUAAGAAUUAGAGACCAUUCUCUAUGUGAAUGUGGACUUGAUGAGGGAAAUGUAGACCAUUUAUUCUUUAAUUGCCCUUUAAUGAAGUCUUCCUUGUACAACUUUAUACCUCCUGAAAUCCCCCGCCCCACCUCCAUGAAAUGCCUCCUCACCUUUGUUUUCACUCCUUUUGUAAAUACUUUAUGUAUAAUAAGAAAAUAAAUCUGUUUUGAUUCUGGGCAACGGUCGUUACUAUAAUCACUUAUAAAUUCGUUUACACCGAUCAAAUUACACACUCUAAGCUUGUUGGUCUACUGAAACGUGACAUUGGCGAGUUGUGGUGCCCCUUCCACAGAAGCCACUAGAAAGAAUAGAAUAGA
Leptidea sinapis is the source of this 1816-nucleotide messenger RNA. RefSeq lists its product as uncharacterized. The record is from RefSeq and is a predicted model, not a curated record. NCBI's taxonomy places the organism in Eukaryota, Metazoa, Arthropoda, Insecta, Lepidoptera, Pieridae. The coding region runs from base 327 to 1658 and encodes 443 amino acids. Gene Ontology annotation, molecular function: RNA-DNA hybrid ribonuclease activity; nucleic acid binding. The transcript is spliced from 2 exons.